This is a messenger RNA of Dromiciops gliroides (monito del monte), 3256 nucleotides long. RefSeq names its product tripartite motif containing 3 (gene TRIM3). The transcript is spliced from 13 exons. Bases 301 to 2535 code for a protein of 744 amino acids. The record is from RefSeq and is a predicted model, not a curated record. Gene Ontology annotation, molecular function: zinc ion binding; ubiquitin protein ligase activity; translation repressor activity. Gene Ontology annotation, biological process: proteasome-mediated ubiquitin-dependent protein catabolic process; protein polyubiquitination; negative regulation of translation. Lineage: Eukaryota; Metazoa; Chordata; Mammalia; Microbiotheria; Microbiotheriidae.
AGGCCAUGGCUGGUUGGAUUAGUUAUGCCACGUCUGUACAGGGUGGUUGGUUCAGACAAUGGGCAGCCCGGGCCCGGCGGGCGGGCGCUGGGACUGGGACGUGGGUGCGGCGCGGCGCCGUUCGGUCAGCCUGGUGCAGUGACGGCCCCGGGGACAGCGGGGACAGCGCUGCUUGGCACCACGUGAGCCUGAGCCCGGCCGGGCCGCACAGAAAGCAAGGCGGAGAGCCUGGCUCCCGGCCCCUCCCAGCUUUCCUCAGCCUGGGACUGGCCUGAGGGGGAGGAACUAAUUGUCUGCACCAUGGCAAAGCGGGAAGGCAGUACCAGCCCAGUGGUUCGGCAGAUUGACAAGCAGUUCCUGGUGUGCAGCAUCUGCCUUGAUCGAUACCAUUGCCCUAAAGUUUUGCCCUGCCUGCACACCUUCUGUGAGAGGUGCCUGCAGAGCUAUAUACCUGCACAGAGUCUGACGUUGUCAUGUCCUGUGUGCCGCCAGACUUCCAUCCUCCCUGAGCAGGGUGUUUCUGCUUUGCAAAAUAAUUUCUUUAUCAGCAACCUUAUAGAAGUAAUGCAGAGGACCCCUGAUGGAGGCCGUGAUCCCACUGCCCCUCACCCGCUCUGCGCUGUGGCUGGGCGUCCUCUCUCCUGUCCCAACCAUGAAGGCAAGACAAUGGAGUUCUACUGUGAGUCAUGUGAGACAGCCAUGUGUGGGGAAUGUCGAGCUGGGGAACAUGGGGAGCACCGCACCGUGCUGCUCCGGGAUGUGGUGGAGCAGCAUAAAGCAGCCCUGCAGAGACAGCUAGACACCGUGCGCAGCCGGUUGCCCCAGCUGACAGCAGCCAUUGCCCUGGUGGGAGAGAUCAGCCAGCAGCUGGUGGAUCGGAAGGCUGAGGCCCUGGCCCAAAUCAGUGGGGCCUUUGAGGAACUGGAGCAGGCCCUACAGCAGCGCAAGGGGGCACUAGUCAGGGACCUGGAGGCCAUCUGUGGGGCCAAGCAGAAGGUGCUGCAGGCCCAGCUGGAGACACUGCGUCAGGGCCAGGAGCAUAUUGGGAGCAGCUGCAGCUUUGCGGAGCAGGCCCUGCGGCUGGGCUCAGAGACGGAGGUGCUGCUCGUGCGCAAGCAGAUGGGGGAGCGGCUGGCAGCGUUGGCCAGCCAAGCCUUCCCUGAGCGGCCUCAUGAGAAUGGGCAGCUGGAGCUUCUUCUAGAGACGGACGGCCUGCGCCGCUCUAUUCUCAACUUGGGUGCGCUGCUUACCACUAGUGCCACAGCCCACGAGACGGUGGCUACAGGUGAGGGCCUUCGCCAGGCGCUGGUGGGGCAGCCAGCCUCACUGACUAUCACCACCAAAGACAAGGAUGGGCAGCUCGUGCGCACAGGCAGCGCAGAACUUCGGGCUGAGCUGACGGGCCCUGAUGGGGCUCGCCUUGAAGCCCAUGUGCUGGACCACAAGAAUGGCACUUAUGAGCUGGUCUACACAGCCCGUGCAGAGGGUGAACUUCUCCUCUCUGUACUGCUGUACGGGCAGCCUGUACGGGGCAGCCCCUUCCGGGUGCGUGCCCUGCGCCCUGGUGACCUACCCCCCUCUCCUGAUGAUGUCAAACGCCGGGUCAAGUCCCCUGGUGGUCCUGGUGGCCAUGUGCGACAGAAGGCUGUGCGCCGGCCCAGCUCCAUGUAUAGCACAGGAGGCAAGAGGAAGGACAACCCUAUUGAGGAUGAGCUGGUCUUCCGAGUUGGUAGCCGUGGUCGAGAGAAGGGCGAAUUCACCAACUUACAGGGCAUCUCUGCAGCCAGCAGUGGCCGCAUCGUGGUGGCUGACAGCAACAACCAGUGCAUCCAGGUGUUCUCUAAUGAGGGCCAGUUCAAACUCCGCUUUGGCGUACGAGGCCGCUCUCCUGGGCAGCUGCAGCGUCCCACAGGCGUGGCGGUGGACACUAAUGGUGACAUUAUUGUGGCUGAUUAUGACAACCGUUGGGUCAGUGUCUUCUCACCUGAAGGCAAGUUCAAGACCAAGAUUGGAGCUGGUAGGCUCAUGGGACCCAAGGGUGUGGCUGUGGACCGAAAUGGGCACAUCAUCGUGGUGGACAACAAGGCUUGCUGUGUCUUCACCUUCCAGCCCAAUGGAAAGCUAGUGGGUCGCUUUGGGGGCCGUGGUGCCACUGACCGCCAUUUUGCAGGUCCCCAUUUUGUUGCUGUGAAUAACAAGAAUGAAAUUGUGGUGACAGAUUUCCAUAAUCAUUCAGUGAAGGUGUACAGUGCAGAUGGGGACUUCCUUUUCAAGUUUGGCUCCCAUGGUGAGGGUAAUGGGCAGUUCAACGCCCCCACUGGUGUGGCUGUGGACUCGAAUGGGAACAUUAUUGUGGCAGACUGGGGAAACAGCCGUAUCCAGGUAUUUGACAGUACAGGCUCUUUCCUAUCCUAUAUCAACACCACCGCAGAACCACUCUAUGGCCCCCAGGGCUUGGCACUGACCUCCGACGGCCACGUGGUAGUGGCCGAUGCAGGCAACCACUGUUUCAAGGCCUAUCGCUACCUCCAGUAGCUGCUCUGCUGGUUCAGACCUGGAUGGAUAGACAGAUGGACAACACCGCUCCAGGGAUGGGAUGGGCCCAGGACCCCUCCACUGCGGGCCAGAUCAGGGAGCAAUGAAUAUGGGAGCCAUGUGCCCUUUACCACCCCAGGGCCUUCCCCAGGGACCUUCUCCCCAUGUUCACCAGUUGACCUUUAUCCUCCUCUCCUCACCCCUUCCACCCCUCCCCUCCCUCCACCCCAUCCCUUCACGCUGCACUUUAUUUAUUCGGUUCCUGCUUUGGUGACUGGGGUGGAGGGGAGGCUGUGGGGGAGGUGAGCAGGGCUGAGAGGCCUGUGAAAUCUCCCUGAGCUUACCAUCCUGCUGCCUGCCCACUUGCCCACCCACCCACCCAUGUGGUUUUUGGUUUCUACAAGAAUGUGCUAAGCUUCACCCUUAACCCCUAUCCCCACUUAGACCUAUACCCCAGGUAGGGGAUCUGGACCCCCUUUAGGCCUGGUCUUAGCCCCAUCACGUAGAUCAGUUGCUGCCAGUCCUUCUGACCUGUCUCCAGGAGGAGCAUGGGGCAUUCACAGCCAAGGGCUCUGGCUGCCUCAGAGCUGCUUCACGGGGCAGUGCUGUAGGCUGGCAGGCCAUGGUUGCCCCUCUGCCCUCUCAGACAAACUGACAGACACAGUAAUACCCUUGCCCGGCCCGCUUCAAUGUACAAAAUAAACGGUCUCCGUGGCUUCCA